Lepisosteus oculatus (spotted gar) is the source of this 2130-nucleotide messenger RNA. It is a transcript of the gene znf622, whose product is annotated as zinc finger protein 622. The record is from RefSeq and is a predicted model, not a curated record. Lineage: Eukaryota; Metazoa; Chordata; Actinopteri; Semionotiformes; Lepisosteidae. Gene Ontology annotation, molecular function: zinc ion binding; nucleic acid binding. Gene Ontology annotation, cellular component: preribosome, large subunit precursor. Gene Ontology annotation, biological process: ribosomal large subunit biogenesis.
UGCCAAUAAAGCUCUUUGAAUUUGAAUUUGACAACAAAGCCGAGGCAAUGUGGUCCAGUAGGCGGCAGUGUUCCCUUUAGAAGACACUUCAUCUGUCCUCUCUUUGAUUCUUGUUGGUUCUGUGGCUGAAAGUUCAAGGGUUAUCAGGAAAACAAUUGUGAAACGUGUUUUGGAGACAAUCAUUGAAUAUAUGUGAAAUUAUUUGAUCGGUGCUUGAGGAGAUUUAAUUUUGGUGGGUGGGAAGCUGCAGGAGCGACAAGCAGAAUAAACGGGAGCUCUUGCCCUGCAGGCAUGUCCUCGUACACGUGUAUCAGCUGCCGGGUGGUGUUUGCCGACGGGGAGGUCCAGCGCGCCCACUACAAGACCGACUGGCACCGGUACAACCUGAAGAGGAAGGUGGCCGACAUGCCGCCCGUCACGGCGGAGAACUUCCAGGAGAGGGUGCUGGCGCAGCGCGCCGCGGCGGCCGACGAGGAGCGGGCGCAGGGGGAGGGGGCCCAGUGCUCCACCUGCGGCAAGAAGUUCUCCUCCGCCAACGCCCACCAGAACCACCUGCAGUCCCACAGGCACCAGGAGGCCGAGAGGAAGGCGGCGCUGGCCGCCCAGCGGGAGGUGGAGAGGAUGAACGAGAAGAACCUGGAGAAGGGCCUGCGGGGGGCCGACCUGGACCACAACGCCAGGAACCAGGCCAUCCAGCAGGUCCUCCGCGCCCAGCACAGGGGGCUGGCGAAAGGCCAGGCCGGCCGGCUGGCGGCCCAGGACCGGCAGGAGUCCAGGCCGCGGCCGGACAAGGCCCCAAGGCAGCAGUGGUUCGAAGAGCAGGCCCGGAAGUUGAAGGAGGAGGAGGAGGAGGCCGCUGGAGAGGAAGUGGAGUGGGAGGACCUGGACGACGACGACGACAAUGACGACAUGGAUGAGGAGGAGGAGGCGGAGGAGGAGUGCGAAGAGGAGUCUCAGGGGGCUGGGGCUGCGACGUCCAAAGAGCCGCCCGUGGGAGUCAUUCCUCUUACAGACUGUCUCUUCUGCGCCCAUCACUCCCGCUCUCUCCUGAAAAACCUGGCUCACAUGACCACAGCCCACAGCUUCUUCCUCCCCGAUGUAGAGUACCUGGUGGACCUGAAGGGUCUGAUUAGGUAUCUGGGGGAAAAAGUCGGAGUAGGAAAUGUCUGCCUUUGGUGUAAUGAGAAGGGCAGGUCCUUCUACUCGACAGAAGCAGUCCAGGCUCACAUGAUGGACAAGAGCCACUGCAAACUCUUCACCGAUGGGGACGCAGCUCUGGAGUUUGCCGAUUUCUACGAUUUCAGGAGCAGCUACCCUGACCACAAGAAAGGAGACGAUGUUGAAAUGGAGGCUGAUGAGAUUCCUGGUCAUAAAAAUAUGGAAUACGAUGAUGAAACGAUGGAACUGACUCUUCCAUCAGGGGCCAGAAUUGGACACAGAUCUCUCAUGAGGUAUUACAAGCAAAGGUUUGGAGCUCCGAGGACUGUGGCCAUUGCCAGUAACAGCAGGGCGCUGGGCAGGGUGUUGCGACAGUACAGAGCCCUCGGAUGGGGAAGCGACUCAGCCAACACCUCUGCAGCACACACGCAGAGAGACAUGCAGUAUGUUCAGAGAAUGAAGUCCAAGUGGAUGCUGAAGAUGGGAGUGAACAGCAACACUACCAAACAGAUGCACUUCCGCGCACAAGUCAUGUUCUGAUCAAGCACUUUGCUCCGAAUCUCUUCCGUGUUCAUUAGCGCUGCAAAUGUUACUUAGGAUGAUCUCAUCCACACCUCUUUAAAAGACGAUUCCCAGAAAUACGGACCAUAAUCCCUGCCAUCAUGCUGCAGAGGUUGUAUAAACCAUAUAAGUAUAAAUACUAUAUACUAUAUUUUCCAGUAUAAUCAGAAUUGUGUCAGAAUGUUUUAGUUAUCAGAGCUCUUUUCUAAAUUCUUGUAGGAAUACAUUACAAUGAAAUCUUUGAAAGCUGCUACAACAGUCAGUGGUUUGUAAAUUUGUUGUUGGGAGAGCACUUGGAAUGAACAGAUUGAGGAAAAAAAAUGUAAUUUAAAUAUUUUACAUAUAUUUAAACAGACCAUAUUUACUGUAGAGAAACCUAAUCACCAAAUAAAAAUAUACACAUUGCAAGAA